Zophobas morio is the source of this 1088-nucleotide messenger RNA. RefSeq names its product small ribosomal subunit protein mS35 (gene mRpS35). Lineage: Eukaryota; Metazoa; Arthropoda; Insecta; Coleoptera; Tenebrionidae. Gene Ontology annotation, biological process: mitochondrial translation. Bases 63 to 1025 code for a protein of 320 amino acids. The transcript is spliced from 4 exons. Gene Ontology annotation, molecular function: structural constituent of ribosome. The record is from RefSeq and is a predicted model, not a curated record. Gene Ontology annotation, cellular component: mitochondrial small ribosomal subunit.
ACCAGAGGGCGCCACCAUUUGUUGUCAUUCUAACCAUCACAUGUACAAAAACCGCCUCGAAAAUGCUACUUUUCUCCCGAAAUCUCGACAAACUCUUUUUCCGUACCCUCGAAAAACAACUAGCUUUAACAUAUGCCACGUCCACGGAACCCCAGCGGGAAGAAGAAUUCCGCGUCCUCAAUCUCAAACAUGUAAAAGGCCAAGUGGCCCCUAGGCGCCCCCUUAAGAAAAUCGUGCCGCCGCCUCCUCGAACCCAACAAAUGGCGGAAAACCAAGACUGGGGCAACGUCUGGCCAGGGCCCCGUUCCUUCCACCCAGCGACAGUCCCCUUGCCCGUGCGACAAGGGUACGUCGAAAAGGGGGUUUCGCCGGGCAAAUUCGGCAACGCCGAGUUGAUGAAAAUCCCGAAUUUCUUACAUUUAACGCCCCCAGUGAUUAAGCGACAGUGCGAGGCUUUGAAGAAGUUUUGUACGCCGUGGCCGAAGAGUUUAGACAGUGAGGAGAAGUGUGAGAGGCACUUUCCCGUCGAGGUGUCGUCAAGCGACUAUUGUCAUUCGUCGCCGACGAUUCGGGAUCCUCUAGCAAGGAUCGUGAGUGUGAAGGUUAAGUUGGAAGCGUUGAAGUUGGACGCGAGGGCUAGGGAUAAGUUUUUGAGGCUGGUGGGGGAUAGGUAUGAUGAGGAGAGUGACACUGUGACGAUUGUAGCGGAUAGGUGUCCGUUGAAGAAGCAGAAUUAUGAUUAUGCGAUGUAUUUGAUUACGGCGGUGUAUCAUGAGUCUUGGAAUGUUGAGCCCUGGGAGGAACUGAAGAGUGAAGCUGACAUGGAGUACUAUAUUUGGGAAAAUAAUGCCUCGAAAGUCAAUGUUGAGAAGAUAUUUGGUAAAGAAGCCAAAGACAUACCUCAAAUUGAGGUGUAUUCUAGUGCAGUGGAUAAAUAUAUGAAUGAGGGUGAAAGUGAUCAUACUGUAGAACAAUAUGGGCAAGCUGUAAGAAAAAUUCUCAACUUACCAUCUCUUGGAGCGUGAUAUACUUUGUUUGUGUAUAAUAAGUAUUAAAAUUUAAAAAUAAAAUUUUAAAAAAUAACUAAA